Molecule: messenger RNA, 1170 nt
Organism: Fusarium fujikuroi IMI 58289
Lineage: Eukaryota; Fungi; Ascomycota; Sordariomycetes; Hypocreales; Nectriaceae
Exons: 2
Coding region: 1-1170 (389 amino acids)
Biological process (GO): regulation of DNA-templated transcription
Molecular function (GO): protein binding; DNA-binding transcription factor activity
Source: RefSeq, a predicted model, not a curated record
AUGUCGCCACCAAGUCAAGAUUGGUCUACCAUCACAGACGCCAAUGAACGCCGGAAAGCUCAGAAUCGUGUAGCGCAAAGAAACUACAGAAGUAGGCAGAAAUUACGUGUUGAGCUUGCCGAGGCCAUCCUCUACGACAUGCCAAGCUGGAGAACGGCGGUUGGUUUGAAAAGGAAGCGCUGGCUUGAGACACCUCAAAGUGUGGAAGACCACGAUACGAACCCGGAUUCUGCAACACCAAAGCCCUCUUUGAGCUCUCAAGUAAUUCAGUAUCACGAAGAGGGACAGCUUGUGCAAAACCCAACUGAUUUCUCCAUGUCUGCUGAUGCUGACGUUACUGCUGAUGUCAGCAGUGGUGGUGAGAGUUCAGAUCUGAGUCUCGGUGUGUUUACACCGGGUGACGACUGGAUGAAUGCGGAAAUAGAUUGGACAGCGGCUAUGACUCUAGCUGGUGAUACCUCAGCUUCGGAGCCUGAUUUGCGGCACAGAGCCGUGGGUCCUGGAAAUGACAUCCAUGCUCAGCCCCCUGUAUCUAUCCCUGUUCAAGCGGCCUCAGGACAACAUAGGACGCUUACCGCUCCCACCCCUGCAGAGUCUAUGUCACUUCGCACCGAACCGCCCGAAACCGCAGUCAUCACAGUUACGUCGAACAGAGAGGUGCCGAACCUAGGGGACUCAAAUGAGGGUUCUAGAAGUAUAUCCACUACAAAGCAACCUUCAGAGUUUAAAACCCCAGUGCUCACAGCCAUAGCAAAGGGCAAACUUGAUAUUGCGAGACUGCUCAUUAGCUCUGGCGCUAACAUCGACACUCGCGACAUGCAUGGCAGGACCAAUCUGCACUAUGCCGUGUCAAGGAGCGACGCAAAGACAGUUCGAUCUCUCCUCGAACUUGGCGCAGAUCUGCUGAUGUCAGAUGCAUCUGGAGUGACUGCUUUGCAUAUGGCUGUGGGGGCGGAUGAUCAAGACAUGGUCAAGCUCCUGCUUGGAUGGUGCGAACAACAAGACCGUACAGCGUCUUCAACCGACCACAAAACCACGCUAAAACAGUGCAUUAACUCAAGAGACGGACAAAAUAUGACGCCAUUACACUUGUGUGUUGUAAUGGAGCGCAUGGAUAUGCUCAAGAUUCUUCUAGACUAUGGAGCUGAUGUAAAUAUUGGUUGUGACUAA